AUGCUCCCUACUACGCUGCGCAACGCGCUCCUGUCCAUCGCUGUCCUCCUUCCGGCCCAUGCGCUUGCGGGCGACGAUGACGAUUCAGAUAUUGUCACGUUUCAAUUUUCGACCUGUGUGAGCACAUGCCUGGGUUCAACAGGCUACAGCAUGGAUGGAGAAGAUAAUCAGAAGAACAUGUGCAAAGCAUCUCGUGAUGGCUUGCUGGAAGCGAUCAUAGCCUGCAUGGUAUCACAAUGUCUGGAGGAUCUGUCCACCGUGGACGCAACUCUCCUGCAGCCGAUGCAAACGGGCUGUAAAGAGCUUGAGAAGCCAGUCUCGGACGAUGAGAUUGAGGAUGCUGCAAGUGCCGCUGCAAAUAUCCGGGCAUCGAUUGCCGCAACUACGAGCACCUCAUCAUCGUCUACCACUGAGCUGGCCGCGACAACGUCUACGACCCCGAGCUUCCAACCUUUAGCGAUCGAGACCGAGACUUCGACAGCACCUGCCCUGCUCACUACUCCAUUACCCGCGGAGAUCCCAUCGGCAGCUGAGCCUCCAGCAGAGACAACAACGUUGGUUCUAGAUCCGAGCCCAGUAGCCGAGACAACCAUUGCCCAGCCAGAACCGGCUGUCCCAGCCGAAACGCAAACAUCGACACCGGAGCCGGCCAUCCCUUCCGAAACCUCACCCGCGCCGGAGCCCGUCAUUUCGGCAGAGUCAAGCAUAACUCCCGCAGCGGCGAUAGCCCCGGUGCCAGAGCUCACCCGUAUCUCGUCCGUACAGCCGACUCCAGAGACCACGGCUUUUACAGAGCUGUCAUCAGCACCAGCACCGAGCCCUGCACCGGCAUCGGAAUCGACAUCGACAGCAGAAGGGAAUCACGCGAACCAGAACCAGCCAGAGACCACGCUGGAGACCAGUUCAGCGACCACAAUAGUCCCGCCCAGCAGCACGGACAAGGGCCAUACGCAGAGCCAACAAACAACCGCCCCCGAGCAGGCUCCCGUCAACAGCUCCACCGCCCAUGCCACCACAAGCACCAAGGCCUCCAAGACAGAGGGCUCCAAGUCCAAGGCAACCCACACAGAGGCCGCCGCGUACUCGUCAUCUCAGGACGACAACGACGACGACAACGGCGCGAUGUCAACGUCCACCGCCACGUCCGACAUUAGCGGCGAUCUGGUGCUGGCGACAGGGACGCCCACGGCAUCGUUGUCAGGCUUCGCCACUUCGAUAACCGCCGUCGUGGCCUCGCCCUCAGCAUCCGGGACCCAGGCCGCGUCGGACUUGGACUCGGACUCGGAUGCUGGCCGUGGCGGCGGGAGCCCCUUCAGCGUCGUGAUGGCGUCGGCGGCGUCGUGGAGCGUGCCCGUUUCGUGCGCCCCUUUGUGGGCUAUGGUGGGCAUGCUUGUGUCUUUAAUGUUGUGA
Diaporthe amygdali is the source of this 1410-nucleotide messenger RNA. RefSeq lists its product as uncharacterized. The transcript has a single exon. The record is from RefSeq and is a predicted model, not a curated record. Lineage: Eukaryota; Fungi; Ascomycota; Sordariomycetes; Diaporthales; Diaporthaceae. The coding region runs from base 1 to 1410 and encodes 469 amino acids.